Betta splendens (Siamese fighting fish) is the source of this 2808-nucleotide messenger RNA. It is a transcript of the gene pou1f1, whose product is annotated as POU class 1 homeobox 1. The record is from RefSeq and is a predicted model, not a curated record. Gene Ontology annotation, molecular function: RNA polymerase II cis-regulatory region sequence-specific DNA binding; DNA-binding transcription factor activity, RNA polymerase II-specific. Gene Ontology annotation, biological process: regulation of transcription by RNA polymerase II. Bases 709 to 1926 code for a protein of 405 amino acids. The transcript is spliced from 6 exons. NCBI's taxonomy places the organism in Eukaryota, Metazoa, Chordata, Actinopteri, Anabantiformes, Osphronemidae.
UGUAGCCUAAUCCUGGAUUUGGGAGCAGAAUGAAAAGACAAACACAAGUAAUAACAGCGCUGGCAUGGGAUUGGUAGGUGGCGGAGAACAGCUUGAUAGGGAAUAGGGGCCUUGUGGGUCCGGAGAGGGGUGGUCAGUUGUAGGUGGGUGGGAUAUAAAUACCUGCAGAAGACAAGGGUGGCGAAAUGCUGAGGCAGACACAGGCUCACCUUCAUGUGUAAUAGAAAACAGACAGGAGGGCGCAAUAUGUAGAGGCCGUGAUGAGAGACAUCUUUUUUUGAAUGCCAGCAACUUCAACCCGGAGCACAUAACUAUUCAUCAUUCGAGAGUCUUAGUCUGAGGGUAGAGCUGCGCCAAAAACCGUGAACCGUUCUGGCUGAGGCGCUGACAUCCAUUUUUUCUUUGAAGAAGGAGAAAAAAAAAAGCAGUAACCGAUCGCAGGCCUCGCUCUGCAUAUGGUCCCGAGCGACUUAAAAGAGCAACAUGCUCGACUGAGCCGGGGAGAAAGGCGACGACGGUAAAGGUGAGAGAAGAUACGAAGGCAGAGGGAAAAGGGCAAUGUGGGAAAACACAUACAAGAAGUAACCAGAGUAGAAGAAGAAUGAGUAGAGUCACAAUGGGAGGCAAGUAAAACACGGGAGGACAGCGAAUCACUGGGAGGGACCACUUCUAAGGCGACGUUAGCGCUCGGACCGGAGGCCGGAGACGAUGGCGUGCCAGGCGUUCAGCGCCGACACCUUCACCUCCCUGACCGGAGACCCGGCGCUGCCCAUCCUCAUGCACCACGGCCCCGGCAGCGACUGCCUGCCCGCCUCCUCCCACGCCCACGGCAUGGUGUCUGCAGUGUCAUCCGGGCUGUCCCUGGGUCAGACCUCCAAGCGUUCCCACAUGCACCUCGCCACCUCCUCCCUCGGCAACGCUCUCGGCAACAGCCCCCCGAACCUGCACUACCCCGUCACCCCCUGCCAUUACAGCAACCAGCAGGCCACCUACGGCAUGAUGGCAGCCCAGGAGAUGCUCUCUGCCAGUAUCUCUCAGACUCGUAUCCUGCAGACCUGUGGCGUCCCUCACCCCAACAUGGUGAGCGGCGCCAAUUCAUUGCAAGGCUCUCUCGCCCCUUGCUUGUACAAGUUCCCGGAUCACGGUCUAAGCAGCGGCUCCUGCGCGUUGAGCCACGGGUUCUCCACGCUGCCCUCGGCCCUCCUCUCCACCGACGAGGUCCCCGCGGGCCCGGGUGUCGGCGAGCCCAAGGCCGACGCCCAGAGGAAGAGCGUGCGGGACCCUGAGGACGCCCCCUCCAUGGACUCGCCGCAGAUCCGGGAGCUGGAGAUGUUCGCCAACGACUUCAAGAUACGGAGGAUCAAACUCGGUGAGCGCGGCUCCGUUUGGGAUGGCGUCAAAGGAACGUCAAUGCUCUUUAAUGAAGCGUUCCCAUUUCCCGCUUGGCUGCGACCCGCAGGUUACACCCAGACGAACGUAGGCGAGGCCCUCGCUGCAGUGCACGGCUCAGAGUUCAGCCAGACCACGAUCUGCCGCUUCGAAAACCUGCAGCUGAGCUUUAAGAACGCCUGCAAACUCAAGGCCAUCCUGGCUAAGUGGCUGGACGAGGCCGAGCUGGCAGGCGCCUUGUACAGUGACAAAAUAGGAAUGAAUGAGCGAAAGAGGAAAAGAAGAACAACUAUCAGCCUGGGAGCUAAAGAGGCCCUGGAGCGCAGCUUCGUGGAGAAGAGCAAGCCGUCGUCCCAGGAAAUCGCCCGGAUAGCCAAGGGCCUUCACCUGGAGAAGGAGGUGGUCAGAGUGUGGUUCUGCAACAGGCGUCAAAGGGAGAAACGGGUCAAAACCAGCCUCAACCUCAGCUCCUGCCUGAGCAAACUGAGCCCCAACUGCAUGGCACAGAUGAGUAAAACCCAGAGGGCAAUGACGUAAGUUAAGAUUGUGAAUGGGUCCAAUGAUGGAGCUUUUGUGACCACAGCUAAAAGUAAGGAUCUAAGGUCUAUCAGGAAUAAUUUGCACACGUAUUCCUCAGUGCCGGUUCUGUAUUUUUAAAUACGUUUCAAACAGUAUUUCAUCUCCACGUGUCAUAGAGGCAUUCUCAUUUUAAAGUAACUUAAGUGUCAAAGUCAAGGAGGAAUUCAGCAAACAGCAAACGAGUGCAGCUCUGUGCCUUUCUACCAACCAUGGUGUCAUUAACUGUCUGUGUCAGUGUUGUAUUUAUAUAUGUUAAUGUGUUUGUGACCACAGUUGGAGUCUCCCUUUCAAAGCCUGUAACUAUAAUUUAUAAUUUAACUGUAGUCAAAACAGUAAUAUAUUUAAGUAUUAAGUCUUUUACACGACCUAUUUAUUUUUAAUGCAAUACUUUAUGUUGAUCUACUUACUGUGUCUUUGAUCUAUGCUCGCCGUCAGGGAUGUGUGAAACUUUUUGACACACUUGGUGAACAGACAAAUGCGACUUCUGCCGUUUUCCCUGUUGGAAGAUCGAUUUCAUUUGUCAAACUGAUGCUAUGCUUCUGUUGAUGCUGCCUUAACAACGUGUCAUGAAAAGAAGAACAUCGGCCACUCCCAACGCUGACCUGCUUGGGAUGACGGAUGGGAAACACUGGGCCUCGUUCACUGAUGAGAGAAAUUGUGUAAUAUAAUGCAGGAACAGACAAUUAACAGUUACAAAUAAAUAGGUUUAAAAUAAUAAAGAAAGAAAUGGAGGCUAACAACAAAUGUUGCCCUUGUUUAAAGAUUAACUUGGUUUCUAGCCACAGAAAUGUAAACCAUCCCAUCUCUAUCUUGCAAACAAUAAACUGCAUUUUAUGAAGA